CCCCGGCUCCUCCCGCGGCGGUCGGUCCGGGGACGUUCUCCCCGCCGCGGGGGCGACUGUGAGCCCCCGGCGGAGGCCCGGGCGGGCCGGGUCACGACUCCGUGCUUGAGGACCCGGUGCUGGCGGACGUCACCCUGCCAGGUUCGGGGGUUCUGCAGACUCUAGCAUUGUAUCCUGUAAUGGGACUUCCUGUUGAGUGCUCCCCCACAUCCAACACCAAGGCCACUGAACGCCUCUUUACCAACAUGCCGCCGCCUCCGCUGUUUGCAGACCCGCCGGCUGUGUGACGAGCUUCCUCCACACCCUCCCUGGAUCCUGCAAUGAAUAAACUCUAGCUGUGGAAAGAACAGCAAACACAGGCCCGGUGGCAUCAGAGCCGAGUGAUGGAUGACCUGCGGUCCCAGAACCUCUCCAUGGACAUGACCGACUCCUCUCCAGCCUUGGCCAAUAACAGACUGGAGAAUGGCAUGGCCCAGCUGAUCACCACUGAAGCCUGGAACAUCAACUCCACUGACCUGGUAAAGAAGGCCCUGGUGACCGUGCCGGCCCCGUCCAUCCUGAACCCCCCGGCAGAGUCUCAGAGCGGCGUGGCUCUGAAGGUGGCGGCCACCGUGCUGCAACCCCUGUGCCUCGGGGAGAGCCCGGUGGUGAUGCCCAUUCACAUGCAGGUGGAGGGAAGCUCGGCGCCCGAGCUCAACCCAAAUGGCAAUGCCACCUAUGUCAUGACCACGCAGGGCCCCGUGCAGCUGCCCGUGGUGCUGGAGCAGCACGUCUUCCAGCACCUCAACUCCCCUCUGGUCCUGCCGCAGGAGGCCCCGUGCUCCUCCAGUGCCAUCCACAACAACCUGUUCCAGGGAGCCGAGGACCCCGAGGCCCCACCCCAGCUCCUGGACCUGCGGAUCCCCAGCCAGCCGCAGGAGCCCACGUUGCCAUUUGAAGCCGUGCUCCAGAAUUUGUUCCCCUCACAGGGUGCUCUCGGCCCCCCACCCUGUCAGCCUCCUCCUGGAUACACCCCGGUGCCCCCCCAGCCCUUUAACUCCCCGCUGUCCCCCCUGGUGCCCCCGGCCACCCUCUUGGUGCCCUACCCUGUGAUCGUGCCCUUGCCCGUGCCGGUCCCCAUCCCCAUCCCCAUCCCGGUGCCUCAGAGUCCUGAAUCCAAGCUCGGCUCCAGUUUCCCCAAGCCACCGUCUUCCUUUGGCCUGCACCCCUUUAAAGGCGGCCAGCCCCCCCUGGAGAAGGAGGAACUGAAGCCCUUCGAUCUCCUCCAACCGAGGGAGUACUUCCAGCUGAGCCGCCACACAGUCAUCAAGAUGGGCAGUGAGAACGAGGCCCUGGAUCUGUCCAUGAAGUCGGUGCCCUGGCUGAAGGCUGGCCAAGCCAGUCCCCCCGUCUGCCAGGAAGAUGCGGCCCUAGACCUGUCGCUGGCGGCCCACCGAAAAUCUGAGCCUCCCGUGGAGACCCUGUUCGACGGCAGCGGGUCAGUGGACCGCCCGGCUCACGGGGCGCUGGAGAAACUUCCCGGGGGCGGGGACGCGCCCUUUGCCCCUGCCACGGCCCCCGGGGCCUCGGCCACGGAGAGCCACGUGGGGGGCAGCAACCCCACCCAGCCGCCCGGCCAGCCCGGCGGGGACGUCAAGGCCGAAAAUCACCCUGACGUGGUGAGCGAGUCCCAGGCGGCCAAGGUGAUCGUCUCGGUGGAAGACGCCGUGCCCACCGUCUUCUGCGGCAAGAUCAAGGGCCUCUCGGGGGUGUCCACCAAAAACUUCUCCUUCAAAAGAGAAGACUCCGUGCUUCAGGGCUACGACAUCAACAGCCAAGGAGAAGAGCCCGUGGGCAGCACGGAGCCCCUUAGGAAACCCGUCAAAAACCGGAGCAUAAAGUUAAAGAAAGUGAACUCCCAGGAAAUACACAUGCUCCCGAUCAAAAAACAACGGCUGGCCACCUUUUUUCCAAGAAAGUAAAUAAUGGCUUUUUAAAAUUUUUAUGAUUAUAAUAUGGGGAAAGGUGCAUUGGUUUUAUAAAAAGGCAUUUAAGACAAAUUAUCUUUGUUAAUUAUUUGGGGGAGUAGUUGGGAAGCGGGAAGGCGAAUUGGCUCUAGAGGCCCUGUAAGCUAGGAUCGUUUUCUUUUUUAAUUUUUGACUUUUCACAAAUGAGUAAAUAAGAGCAACCUAUUUUUCAAGCAGAUUGCACAUUUUUUGCAGCUUUAAUGGAAUAUUGGGUGAAUCAGAGGGGUAAAAAAAAAAGCUAUUUUCAUUGCCACAAAGUGCUUUGAUGAUGUAAUACCUAAUAAAGGGUAGGAUGAAUAUUUCACAAUAAAUGUUUGU
Molecule: messenger RNA, 2324 nt
Organism: Nyctereutes procyonoides (raccoon dog)
Lineage: Eukaryota; Metazoa; Chordata; Mammalia; Carnivora; Canidae
Gene: RAI2
Product: retinoic acid induced 2
Exons: 4
Coding region: 384-1961 (525 amino acids)
Biological process (GO): animal organ development
Cellular component (GO): nucleus
Source: RefSeq, a predicted model, not a curated record